AUGAAGCGCUGGGAAGAAAAUAGAAGGAAGCAACUAUAUAAUAGUAAAAUAUCUUAGGCCAAGCCAACUCUUAGUAUAUUAUCUUUUUUCAAUUUAUGCUUAUCUUAAGGUACUUAACCUAAGAAAUUUGGAACAAAAUAGCCAAGUACUAGUGUUUCUAGUUCGAAGGGAUUCAAUCAUACUAAUACUUCAGUAUCUACAAAAAUAGGAGGAGUAGCAUUAGCUGUGAGCGAGGAAAUUUACUCUGAUCAUUAAGGAGAGGUCAAAAUAUCAGAUCUGCCUAUAUUCCAACUGUUAAAAGCAUUCAAACUUCAGCAAUAUGCAUUGGUAUUACAAUUCUUUGAUGAUUUUUUAAAUUAGAGACUUGCAGAAUUAGGAUAUGGAGAGGAAAUUUACAAAUUAGCUCUUCUAACAGAGAAAUAAAGAUAAGAUAUAAUUGGCUAGCUCAAAGUACUUCCAGGACAUAAUGCCAAAUUACUUUAUCCAAAGAAAGCACUUGCUGAAUAAUUAAAGCAAUUUACACCGGGAGGGAGCUAGGCGAUAACUGCUACCGAUAAAAAGCCAAAGAGAAUAACUUCAGCAUACAAACCCCGAAUGAAUAUUCAUUCAACAACAUCUAAAUCACUUCUACAAUAAUAUGAAAAUUUAGAUCCACUGACCAAACAAGCAUUCAAUGAGACAUUUUUGGCCAAUCUUGAGAGUGCAAAAUACAGUAUUGGGUAACUCAUGUCUUAACAUGUAAAUAAAGAAGACAGCAAAAAUGCUAUAAACCAUAUAUUCCCUCCUGUCUCAUAUCUAGGAUAUGGUAAUAGAGUACUAGAGUAGGUGAAGCAAGAUGACAAUUAUAAUAAAGAAAUAGAAGGAUUGCUUCGAAAGUACACAGCAAACUCAUAAUAUAAGAACUUCAACAAUAAGGAUGCUCUGGAUAAGCGAACAGGAUUACAAUAAGCAUCGGAUUUGAAGUAAGGUAUGGCUUAGGCAAUGAAGGACAUAGACUAGAUUAAUAAGCAUCUUGAGUAGUUUAUAAAACCAUAAUCAGCUUAGUCUCAAUUUAAUCAGAUGAUUUAAUAGCAGAAUUAAGUCUAAUAGGAUUUACCACCUCCAAGAAAUGAAAUACAUUCUAAGCAGUCAGAUUAGAGACCUGCAACUAAAUAAAGCGUUUAGACAAAGAAUUAUGAAGUUUUUAAGGAUGAUUAAGAUAAGAGCAGAAUCACUAUUUUGAAUGAUAAUGAUAAGAGCAUUGAUGAUGUGGUACCAGAAGAUGAUGAGAUGCCAACUUAGUCAGAUAUAUCAUUGAGUGAUACUUAAAUCAAUGAAGCUCUAAACAUUCUUAAUGACCCAAUCGCCCUAUCCAUGGCUGUGAAAGAGUAAUAUAAUAUUGCCUAGAAAUAGAAUUAGAAUUCUCAAUCCACAUAGUAGCUUAUCACCUAGCCUGGAGAAGAUGCUAGUUUUAUGAAUCCACUCUCAGCUGGUGAUGAUUCAAAACUUAAUGUCACAACUAAAUUUUACAAAAAACAAUAAGUGUAUGAAGAACCGCCAACACAUAGACGUCCGAUGAGUCCUUUAAUAGAAAAAGAAGAAAGAGACAGAUUAUGGAAUUGUGGUUAGAGUUUGAAUUCUAAAUAGGUGACGAGUGCCCUAGGCUACCUAGAUUUAAAAUAAAUCUGCUAUUGUCUUGCAAAUGCCUUAAUGAAGCAUAUUGAAUUUUCUUAGGGUUACUAUUUCAUAGAUGAUUUACAAGAACAUCUGAAGAACACUAGCUAGUUGGAUUCUUAAAUGAAUUUUGGCUUUACAUACAAUAUCUAGGAUCAAUUGAAGAUUGAUUUAGAAUUAGCCAGAUAGAAAAAAGCUGAAAAGGAAUAGUAGUAGAAGAAGGAAUUUGAAGAACUCAAAAAAAAGAUGCAGUUGGAAUCCACUGCCUAGAAUCAAAAGAAAAUUUAGACAAAUGUCAAAGAGUACGAAGAAGUUAAAAGGCCAGUGAAAUAGGAAGUCUAAUAAUAAAAAGCGUUAAAUUAGGAUUUAGUGGAAGAUGAUAUUCAAGAUGAGACAGAAAUAAUUAAGGAUGAUGAGCAAGAUAUAAAAGAUGAGGUGGAGGAGUCUGAUUAUAUCUAAGACUACUAUGAAGAUGUGAGUGAAAAGAGAAGUGAUGGAUAAUAGUAGCAAAACCACGAGGAGCACGGAGAGGGUGAUGAAGAUAUUGAUUUCGAUUAUUCACAGACCCAUUUAGAGGAUUUUUUGAAAUCUUAGAAUUAAAGUACCUUAAUUAAAGGUUCAAAUAUAUAAUCAAGUUAGCUACUAAAUACCUUCUUGAGCUCAUACUCAAAAAUGAAAAGUGGAGCCUCAUUUAGAGACUCUCACAUGGUCAAUCAAAUCACAAGUAAGAAUAUGAUGGCAAGUAAAAUGAAUCCGAUUGAUGAGAAUUUGGAAUAAAGUGAAAGUGAAAAAAGCGACACAAGGACUAGAAAAAUAGAACAAAGUGAUAGUGAGGAUGAUGGAUUCGGUAGAAGUCACGAGCAUGUAGAUUUGGCUAAGGUUGAUGUUAAAUCUAAUCCAAGUCCAAGAAAAUAAUCAAAGCCAAUACUAUCAAAGUCUGAAGUUGAAUAAGUGAGAAAGAAAUAGGAUGAAGAGGAGAAAAAACAUUAGUCUAAGAUGGUGAAUGAGAUAAAGAUUGACGUCAAGACAAAGCAAGGAUUCAAAGAUUUGCUUAGAUUCUAGAUGAGAAUAUUUGACCAAAACUAUGAUUUCGAGAGAGAUUAGCUUGUAGGUGGUGAAUCUGUUUACAUGGGAAACCCUACAAUUGAAGAGUUAUAUUAUUACUGCAAAUACGUAAUUAUAUCAGGCAGAAUGGAGAAGGAGAUACCAAUUCUAUGUCUCAAUUAUAUAGAGAGAUUCCUUACCAAGACAGGAGUAUUAAUGAAUCACGCAAAUUGGAAGAGACUGACUCUGAUAUCUCUCACCUUAGCAUCUAAAAUCUGGGAUGAUGAUUCACUAGAAAAUGUUCACUUUCCAUAAGUUAUGCCGGACAUCACUCUUAAAGAAAUUGCUUCUCUCGAAAAAAUUUUUCUGUAGUUAAUUGAUUUCGAUCUUAUAAUAAAGGGUGGAGAAUAUGCAAAGUAUUAUUUCAUCCUUAAGCAUUUUGCCGAAAAAUUUAACUCUACACUUCCGAUGGGUCCAUUAACAGUGGAACAGAUGAGCGACCUUCAGAACAAUACUGUGAAAGCAGAAUCAGAUCUUAGAGAGAGAUAUAACAUGAAACUCUCGUUGAAAAAGACCAUUUGA
Molecule: messenger RNA, 3279 nt
Organism: Stylonychia lemnae
Lineage: Eukaryota; Ciliophora; Spirotrichea; Sporadotrichida; Oxytrichidae
Source: the annotation of a GenBank genome assembly